Megalops cyprinoides (Indo-Pacific tarpon) is the source of this 5299-nucleotide messenger RNA. Its product is annotated as transient receptor potential cation channel subfamily M member 4-like. The record is from RefSeq and is a predicted model, not a curated record. Gene Ontology annotation, cellular component: membrane. Gene Ontology annotation, molecular function: calcium-activated cation channel activity; ligand-gated calcium channel activity. The coding region runs from base 256 to 4005 and encodes 1249 amino acids. NCBI's taxonomy places the organism in Eukaryota, Metazoa, Chordata, Actinopteri, Elopiformes, Megalopidae. The transcript is spliced from 28 exons. Gene Ontology annotation, biological process: calcium ion transmembrane transport.
GUUUUCCUUUUUUCUUCCUCUGCGUCCUUUAUUUAAAACCACACCCUCACCUGUGGUAUUACAGAAUAGCACUCUCAAUCCUUAGGAUUCCUAUGGGUACGGGCGGGUCGCUGCAAAAGCUGCCGCGACUUCACUGGCCUUCCUAAUAUCGUGGUUUUCACCUCCGUUUUUAUGGUGUAGAUCAACUAUAUUGCCUUGGCUGCGACAGACGUGUCUCAUUCACUUUGCCUUACAUUGGAAGGCUGAGAAAGAAGGAUGAAGGAAACUGAGAAAGAGGAGGGAGGAGGGAGAGGAGGAACGACGAAAGCAGAGAAAGAUCAGAGCUGGAUCCCCAAGAUCAUUAAGAAGAGAGUGUGUACAACCUUUGUUGAGGAUUCCUCAAGCAAUGGGGCGUUGUGUCAGUGUGGAGGGGCACGGGAAACGCAUGCAUCAGUGGCUACAGGGGAUUAUUUCAGCGCGGCCAUCGUGAGCCAGUGGGACAGUGCCCAGCACUCCUCGGAGUACCCCACUGAUGCCUUCGGUGAACUGGAGUUUGCUGGAGCUGGGAAGAGACACAGUCAUUUUUUGCGCCUGUCUUGUGACACCCCACCGAAUACUGUGUACACCCUGAUGACUGCUCACUGGGGUGUGCCCCCACCCAACCUGGUACUGUCAGUGGUGGGUGGGGAGGGCAAGGCGAAGGUGAAGACGUGGGUUCGAGAGGUCCUGAGACAGGGGCUAGUUAAAGCUGCUCAGAGUACAGGAGCGUGGAUAUUGACAGAGGGGUUGCGAGAGGGUGUGGGGAGGUGUGUGGGGGAGGCAGUGAGGGAUCAUGGAACUGCUGCUCCCUCUCUUGCACAAACCAAAGUCAUUGCUCUGGGUAUCACCCCCUGGGGCCUGGUGCAUAACAGACAUCAACUGAUCAACCCACAGGGAAGCUUCCCUGCCAAGUAUUACGUACGUAACACUUUGCAGGACUCCUGUUGUUUGGACAACAACUACCAGGCCUUCCUGCUGGUGGAUGAUGGCAGCGUGGGGCGCAGAGGGGGUGAGGCUGGCUUCCGGGCCCGUCUGGAGGACUACAUCUCCCAUCUGCGGACUGGCAUCUGGGGUAGUGGAAGCAUUGAGAUUCCAGUGCUGUGUAUGCUGAUAGCAGGAGAGGCAGCCAUGUUGAAGCAAGUGGACCUCUCCCUCCGCAACUCCAUACCCUGGCUGGCCCUGGCAGGGUCUGGGGGAGCAGCUGACCUCAUCUGUGAGAUUGUGGAUGACUUCUCCCCUGCCCUCUCUGUCUCAUCUGCCACCGAAGGAGAGGGAGAGGCACCAAGUGUUAACCUUAGGGACCAGAUCAUGGAGAGGGUGAAGAGGCACUUUCCCUCCGCAGCAGAAAGAGCGACAGAGAAACUGACUGAACGGGUGCUCAGUAUCUAUCAGAACAGGGACUUGAUCACAGUCUACCAUGGUGAGCAGGAGGGACCUGAUGAUUUUGACACAGUGCUGCUCAAAGCCCUUGUUCGAGCAAGCAAACAGCGAGAUUCUGACGACUCCAGCCCUUACACUGAGGAGCUCAAGCUGGCUGUGGCCUGGAACAGAGUGGACAUCGCCAAGAGUGAGCUCUUCAAUGGGGACAUCCAUUGGAAGUACGACGACCUAGAGGACUCCAUGACGGACGCCCUGGUGAACGACAAGCCCCAGUUUGUGAGGCUCUUCACGGAGAACGGCCUAAACAUCCUGGAGUAUUUGACGUAUGAACGCCUGGAGAGCCUGUACAGCUCGGUGUUGGACAGCUCCUUGCUUUACGAGCUGCUGCAUCGACGUCUGAGUGAGAGACAAGGUGCCUCGGGCUCUGUGCCCUCCCUGGCACCCAGUGGCAAGGGUCCCGAGAACCCGCAGUCUGGACCUCGUCAAGCCUCAUUCAGUUUGUAUGAGGUGUCACGAGUAUUAUGGGAUAUCUUAGGAGACGUGUGUCAACCAUUUUACUAUUCUGAGUUGGAACUGGACAACAUCACUAACACAAGAAAGUCACUUAAGAAAGUGAACAAGUUGCUGCAGGGUGACUGUGUAUACCGUAAGAGGCGCUGUGCCUAUCCCUGGGCCUCACUCUUCAUCUGGGCCGUCCUGCAGAACCGCAGAGAAAUGGCCAUUUUCUUCUGGGAGAUGGGAGGCGAGUCUGUGCUGAGUGCCCUCAGUGGCUGUAAGAUGCUGAGAGAACUGUCCAAGCUGGAGGGUGAGACUGAGACCAAGAUGUCUAUGAAGGAGCUGGCACAGAAGUUUGAGAAUCUGGCACAUGAUGUGUUCAGUAAGUGCUACCAGAGCAGCGAGAAUCGCUCCUUCACUCUCCUGAUUAGGAAGUCUCCGGUCUGGGGAGGGGCCACCUGCCUUCAGAUGGCUACAGCUGGUGACGCCCGCUUGUUCUUCAGCCAUGAUGGAGUGCAGUCUCUCCUGACUGAGAUCUGGUGGGGGGAUAUGGAGAGAUACACAGAGGUGUGGAAACUCAUCCUCACAUUCUUCUUCCCUCCUCUCAUCUACACCAGGUUCAUCACCUUCAGGGAACGGGAUGAGGAGGGAAACACUAAAGUCGCGGUAAAAAGUAUAGAGACGGACAGCCUGUAUGGAGAGACCAUCUUCUCUUUCAACGACAUCAAGCACACUGAAGAAGAAGCUGAAGAAUAUAAUGAUCUCAGGUCCAAAACUAAAGGAUACACCCCUGGGACUCCUAAGCGCCCCUUUGUGAUAUCCCGAUGGCGACAGUUUUGGUCUGCACCUGUCACUUCGUUUUUGGGAAACGUGCUCAUGUACUUCCUCUUCCUCCUCCUGUUUGCCUAUGUGCUACUGGUCGACUUCAAGCCACCGCCUCCUGUAGGCCCUGCUCCCAUGGAGCUGGUGCUGUACUUCUGGGUCUUUACCAUCGUCUGUGAGGAGAUCCGACAGACAUUCUUCGUGGGCAGCUACCCUCUGUCUCAGAGGGUGCGUCUGUACAUUCAGGAUAUGUGGAACAAGUGUGACAUCACAGCCAUCACCCUGUUCAUCAUUGGCCUCUGCUGCAGAAUGUUCGAGUGGUCCUACGAGAUUGGCCGGGCUAUACUGUGUCUGGACUUCAUGGUGUUCACCCUCAGGCUCAUCCACAUCUUCGCCAUUCACAAGCGACUGGGACCCAAAAUCAUUAUCGUGGGAAAGAUGAUGAAGGAUGUAUUCUUCUUCCUCUUCUUCCUGGGGGUGUGGCUGGUUGCAUAUGGAGUCGCUAAUCAGGCACUGCUGUACUCCUAUGAUCCCCGCCCAGAUUGGGUCCUGCGUAGGGUGUUCUACAGGCCUUACCUACACAUAUUCGGACAGAUCCCCCUAGAGGACAUUGAUGCUGCUAAGGUGGGGGAGGUGAGCUGCACUGACAAUGUGACACUAAUUGAUGCUGGAGCAGAGCCCUGUAUGAACACCUACGCCAACUGGCUGGUCAUCAUCCUGCUGGUCGUCUACCUGCUGGUCACCAACAUCCUGCUGCUCAACCUGCUCAUUGCCAUGUUCAGCUACACUUUCUCCAAGGUGCAGGAAAAUAGUGACACCUACUGGAAGUUCCAGCGCUACAACUUAAUUGUGGAGUACCACUCGCGGCCCUCCCUUGCACCCCCCUUCAUCAUCCUGUCCCACCUCCACCUCUUCAUCAAGAGGAACAUCCGCAGGGUUCCCUCUGUCAAGGUCCACCACUUUGUGCUGGAGGUUACAGGAAAGAGGGCCAACAAGUUGAUGACGUGGGAGGCCAUUCAGAAGGAGAACCUGCUGACCGCCCAGAACAAAUGGCUGCGAGGGAGUGACACAGAGAGACUCAAGCGCACCUCUGCCAAGGUGGACAGUGUGCUGAAACAGAUGGCUGAGAUUCGGGACCAUGAUCGCAGAUUGAGAGCGCUGGAAUCAGAGCUAGAGUAUUGCUCUAGCGCUCUCUCAUGGAUUGUGGAGGCAUUGUCCCAGAGCAACUUGAUCAAAACCACACGGCCACCUCCAAGAAUCAGAGAACCUCCCUCCUCCUGCUUGAGUUGACUCCAGUAUACCUUCAUGAGGACAACAUCUGAAAGGCAUACUCAGGGUCAGCAAAAGGAAGAGGAAGACUCCCUAUUAUUUAAUCUGUUUUUAUACCUUUAAAAAGUGAAGAUUGUUUUACUGCGGUCAAUUGUUUUGUUUCCAUUUUACGCUGGCAUUUGCUGUUCCUCAUUUGUUCCAGCUGUAACUGUUUCCUAUUGUUCAGCGCUGUUUCCACACAGACAGGGAGGGAGGGUGAAAGGAAGGGGAAAUGGAUUCAUUUUGUAAACACAUGUAACACAGACACGAUGUGACACCAUAGAAGUGCUUUGAGAGACUGAAAGUUAACAUGUUUACAUAUCCACAUACAGAAAUUUAGAAAUAGGUGUGUGCAAAUUGGGUAUAUACUGAAAUAAACUUGCCUUCCUACAAUAUUUUCAGACUGUGUCUCUGCACAAUAUCUAUUUGGUGUCUAUAUAUUGUAAGAUGUAUAGAAAGAUGAAGAAGAGAAAGUUCCGCAAGGUACAUGUGCCAAAACUUUCUGUGUGGACAUACAUUCUUUUGUUACAUCACUGUGUUUUUAGCAUAAAUAAUUACAUGGCUGCCUGUCCUGCGAGUUGUCCAUGUCUAACUUGUAAUUUUGUAAAUAUCAUACUCUAGUGGGGUUGCUGUUGGAUCUUUUUGGCAUCGAUUAUAGUGGUAACACUAACUUGCGUGUGUCCAUGCGUGGGUGAGGGGGUGGGAGCAGAGAGGAAUGUGACUGUAAGAAGAACUCCUCUUGUCAUCUGUCUGACUCCUGAAAGUAAAGGGCAUGCUGUGUUGAGGACGAGGUUCUUCUCUCAUGUCCGCCUUACAUGGAAGUGGCAAUACUGACAGAGGAGCUGGACAGAGUUUGUAACACUGGAUCUAAAGGAAGCGAACAGAAAUUAGCCACUUGUCUACCUGCAACCAAUUCAGUCUGUCAGUUUAGUAAAAGACAUGUAUGUAUUCAAAUGUAGGAUGAGUAUGUAGAUAACUCCGUUUGAAGGUUGUGGAAGUAUAUGGUAAUCUGCUUUCCCAUUUUCGCUGCUGGUUUUGUUCCCAAGAAGAAGAUAAAAUUAUAUAAAUCUCCUUAAAAAUUGUAAAUCUUGUUUCCUGUUGAUCUGUUUGGGUGAAAUUUUAUGUGACGUGUUUUCACUUGAUUACUCCAUUCUGUUUCAUGUAACCAUAUUUGGUGUGAACAUGCAAUUUAAAGCACAUAUCAAUGCAUGGAGUGUAAUGAUGACGAUUCAUAUGACUAGAUUAAAUAACAAAGUUAUUAAUAAACAUAACUGUG